CACAAUUAACAUCAUUAUUUCAUUUCUUUAGCCUAUACCACUUAUUUCUUCAAUCUUUCUUAAAAAACGCCUCAAUCAUGGCCGGAGGAAGAUCAAAGUCUAAGGCUUCCAAGAAGAAAAGCACCGCCGAACCCUCAAGCUCCGCGCCUCCUCCGUUCCCAUAUUUGGACGGAUCAUUUCUUGAGUUCGGGUCGGAGGAAGAACUAACACGCUUCCUUACUCACUUUGCCAAGCGCCCGAUCUCUCCACCUCGCGUGCUCCCGGAGUUGUUUCCCCAAGACAAAGGGUACCACGACCUCGACAACCAACUCCAAGCGUCGGGUUUGUGGCCAUUCGUCUCCAAGAGCCGCUCGAGCUUCAAUCCCGCCUUCAUCCGGGCUUUCUACUCCAAUCUCCGCCGUGACGGGGACACCAUUCGCAGCAGCAUCAAUCUCUACGACAUAGAGAUUGAUUUGGCUACCUUUGCUCGGGUCGCAGGGCUGCCCAUCCGCGGUGAGGACAUCGCAACAUAUGGCGGCGAUGAUUGGAUCCUCAACAACGAGGCGGUGGUCAUCCGAGAGCUUGGGAUCACCAACCUCAUCCGCCACAGCGGCGAACCGACGAUUCACUCGGCCCCACCGGACAAGCGCCUCCUCCUCUACAUCAUCACCCGGAUUCUCCACCCCCGGGACAGCAGCCAUACCUCGCUCUUCAACGAGGACUUGAAGGCGAUUCAUGCCAUCAUCCACGGCGCCUCCAUCAAUUGGGCGAAAUUCGUGAUGAUCCACAUGGCGGAUUGCGCCUCCAUCGCCACUGAGCGGAGCUUGCCAUACGCCUUCCUCGUCAUGGACCUCAUCAGCUCCGCCGACAUCUCCAUCGUCGGCCCGGAUACGAAGAUGACAAAGAUUUGGAUAAUUCAAGACAGCACCUUCCGGAAGAAGUCCGGAGACCGGGACAGCACAGGCCCAAGUCGUGCACCAGCCCCCGCUCCCGCCAAGGCCUCUUUGCAAUCCAUAGCCGAUACUCUGAAUCGGCUAACCCUCACAGUGGAUGGCAUGGGGCAGUCAAUCGAGCGGAUGGACUGGACGCUGCAACGCCAACACCACGACAUGACGACAUUCUUUCGCGGAAUCAACUACGUCCCGCCGCCCUUUGACAGCACCUUCCUCGGCCAAAACUAUGAAGGCGAGGACGAGGAGGAUAACUCCUAUGCUCCAUCCUCCUCCCCCGACGAGGCCGACUUUGAAGAUGCGGUCGACGGCGAUCCCAUGGACGUCGAGGACGACGAGGAUGACGACGAGGAUGCCGAUGCUUAGACUUUUCUUUUCUCCUCUUACUAUGAUUGUAUUUUUUUAUUUCCAUUCCGUUGUAUUCCGCAUUUCCCUUCUUUUCAUGAAUAAAAGUUUACUUUUACAGUUCUAAAGUUUACUUUUAAUUCUUUUUGUUAAUGUCAAAAGGGGGAAGAUAUUGAGGUUAUGCAUAAAUUGAGGGGGAAUUUUUUUUACUUUGUAAAAUGGCAUCUAUUAAGGGGGAACAUUGUUUUUUUUCAAAAUAAUCCUCCUAUGCAUAACCUCGUCUCGUUUGCCAUAAUCAAAAAGGGGGAAAUUG
Cuscuta campestris is the source of this 1587-nucleotide messenger RNA. The record is from the annotation of a GenBank genome assembly. Lineage: Eukaryota; Viridiplantae; Streptophyta; Magnoliopsida; Solanales; Convolvulaceae.